Molecule: messenger RNA, 1686 nt
Organism: Penicillium brevicompactum
Lineage: Eukaryota; Fungi; Ascomycota; Eurotiomycetes; Eurotiales; Aspergillaceae
Exons: 1
Coding region: 1-1686 (561 amino acids)
Source: RefSeq, a predicted model, not a curated record
AUGGGUUCAGAAUUCGGUGCCACCGCCGAGUCCAAGGCCCAGAUUGACCUGGGCCCGGUGACCAUCUGGUGGGCCGUCUGGGCAUGCCUGUGGACGUCCGUCGUCGUCGCCGGCAUGACCUAUCUCAUCAUCAACCGCAAUAUGCCUACACUGCGUAUUCGGGGUCUCGGUCUAUCACUCACUUCGAUCGUGAUCCUACACUUAUAUUGGAUCCCCACCCAAUUCGGUACUAUGCUUGGCCCAGUCUUGCCUGGAGACUGUGGCUACUGGCUCAUGGGCACCUUGCUGCCUUGCGGCAUUGCCCUCUUCCAUGGUUCUAACACUCGCUUCCUCCACGUCGCUAAUCAGCAAAAGAAGUUUGCCGUGGACGGUAAACGCUUCGUCGACACCUCUCCUGUCGCCCCCAAGACCGGCUUGCUCGGCCGUUUCCAACGUUCCAAGUAUACCAGCAAGAUCAUCUUCUUCGUCGGCGUCGGAAUGUUCGCCCAGGUCUUCCUCACCGUCCUGAUGUGGCUUAUCUCUCGCAAGUACCACAGCUCCUGGGGUAUUCCCGGAACCGAGGUUACCGGAACUCCUAUGGAAAUUUUGACCGCACAGGGUGCUGGAUGGGAAUGGUGGCCGAGUGUCUUCUGGCAGUUCUUCUGGUCCUGGCUCGUCGCCCCCAUCGUUCUCUGGAAGUCCCGCAACAUCCACGACACUCACGGCUGGCGCAUUCAAACCAUCGGCUGCGCUAUCGCCGGUCUUCAUGCCACCCCGAUGUGGCUGAUCGGUCUCUACGUUCCCGCCAUGGCCCCCGUCAACAAGGUCUGGGUCCCUCCUCAGUGGAUCUGCCUUUCGAUAAUGAUCAUUGAAAUCUUCACUGUCCUGCUUCCCUGCUGGGAGGUCAUGCGCCACCAGAACCUCCGCCAAGAGACCCUCGACUCCAUCGCUCGCUGGGAAUUGAAGGUCAAGUCCACCGGCUCCGAGGAGAAGUCCAUCCACUCCGAAUCCACCAUGGUCGCCUCCAUGGUCUCCGGCUGGAAAUCAAACAGCUCCACCACCACCUUCAACUCCCGCGACAGCAUCCUGACGAUGGGUGCUCUCGAGCACGUUCUCGAGCGCAACCCCGCCCCUCUCCAGGAGUUCUCUGCUCUGCGCGAGUUCUCUGGUGAGAACAUCGUCUUCCUCACCAGUGUCGCCGAAUGGCGCAACAAGCUGCCCGCCGCCAUGAAGGACCGCGCCGCUAUGAGCGAGAAGAACAACCGCGACAUUGUUCGCAACGCCUUCAACCGCGCCCUGCACAUCUACGCCGAGUUCAUCAGUGUGCGUCACGCCGAGUUCCCCGUCAACAUCUCCCACCAGGAGUUGAAGAAGCUGGAGGAUAUCUUCGAGAAGCCCACGCGUCUGAUCUACGGCGAGGAGCGCGAGUGCGACCCUACCAGUCCCUUCGACAAAUUCACAUUCGACAUGCCCCCUUCCCCUACCUCGGUCAACUCCGAGCAGACCAUGCAGUCCGCCAUGGCUCGUGAUCUCCGGGACUGCGUCCAGUACUGGGGAGACAUCCCCGCGGAGUUCGAAGCUUCUAUCUUCGACGCCGCCGAGGCGAGUAUCAAGUAUCUCGUGCUCACCAAUACCUGGCCCAAGUUCAUCAAGGACCGCCGAGGCUCGGUCGAAUCGAUCGAUACCCUCAAGGGUAUGGAUGUCUAA